Messenger RNA from Cygnus olor (mute swan), 1832 nucleotides. RefSeq names its product ST3 beta-galactoside alpha-2,3-sialyltransferase 6 (gene ST3GAL6). The record is from RefSeq and is a predicted model, not a curated record. Lineage: Eukaryota; Metazoa; Chordata; Aves; Anseriformes; Anatidae. Gene Ontology annotation, biological process: glycolipid biosynthetic process. Gene Ontology annotation, molecular function: beta-galactoside alpha-2,3-sialyltransferase activity.
GUGAAUGAGCAAGUGAUGCUGCAGUGGGGUCUACCAGUCAUGAAACGAAUUCUUCUUGUUUUUAUCCUGGCUGCUGCUGUUAUGUAUGGUAUACUGCAUGGAAAUUUGUGGAGAAAUAACCUCUACUGGAUUAGCUUUUAUGGACAGACUUCUUCUGUGAGGGCUCCUUCUUCCAAUGAGGCUAGUGGAGUUACCCAGCUGCUACCUACGGCUGCGGAGAGAAGGAACAUGCUAGACACGUGUCUCCUGAAACCAGCAUUUGAAUCUUUACUGGAUGUUGACAAAAUAUACCCAUUCCUGUGUGCCAACGAUUUUAUCAGAGCAGCAGAGUUCCAUGGAAGUGAUAAGUUUGAGCUACCUUAUGGAAUAAAGAGAGCAGGUAUCAAUUUUUUUCGUUUAGCUCUUUCAAGACUGCAAAACUGUGGACUGUCCAAUGAAGAUGACAGCGUUUCCUGUCGACGGUGUGUUGUGGUUGGUAACGGAGGAGUACUUCGAAAUAAGACGUUAGGGGAAAAAAUUGACUCAUAUGAUGUGAUAAUAAGAAUGAAUAAUGGCCCUGUUAUAGGGUACGAAGAGGAUGUUGGGAGAAGGACAACUUUCCGCCUUUCUUACCCAGAAUCCAUCUUCUCAGAUCCGAUCCACUACGACCCCAAUACAACUGUUGUGAUCAUUGUCUUCAAACCACGUGACUUAAAGUGGCUUUGGGAGAUACUAGGCGGUCAGAAAAUUAGUGCUAAAGGCUUUUGGAAGAAACCAGCUCUGAACAUGAUAUACAAAUCUAAUCAAAUCAGGAUUCUUGAUCCCAGCAUCACCAGAAAAACAGCUUACGAUUGGCUUCAUUUCCCAACAAGGUUUCCCAAAAAAGAGAAACCCAAGCACCCAACAACAGGGUUAAUUGCCAUUACACUAGCAUUUCACAUUUGUCAUGAAGUUCACCUGGCAGGCUUCAAGUAUGACUUCACUGACAGAAACAGUUCUUUGCACUACUAUGGCAACGAUACAAUGUCUCAGAUGAUGCAGAAUGAAUACCAUGACAUCAACGCUGAGCAGAAAUUUUUGAAGAAGCUUAUAGACAAGAACUUUGUGGUCAAUUUGACGUGAAAGAUGGAAGAGAUGAAGAACAAUCACUAUUUUCAAGAUUCAAAAAAAAUUUUAUUUUUUUGUAUGACACUUUUAUUUUUUAAGUGCAACAUAACUGUUUACUGUUUAAAAGGAGCACAGAAACCUCACAAGGCAGAAGCUUCUUCUAAGCCUGAGGAUAAUGGAUUAAUGCAAGCAGAGAACUGAAUUUCUGUGAAGCUAUUUAAUAAUGGGGAAAAACAUGAAACUUUCAGCUGAAAGUAUCAGGGAUAUAGAAAAAAAAAUGUGAUCCACAUGACUUAUUUAUCAGCAAGAACUAUUUCCAAAUGUUUAAUUCUUUGGAAUAUCUUCCUUUCUAACAUUGUCCUCCAAAAAGGUUACACUGUCAAGAGACUGUGAAGAGUGUUUAGGUAAUAGAUGGAUGUUAUAGUCUUGAAUCUCUUGUAAUCUGAAAGUGGCUUUAAAAACAAUGCCUAUAUAUCAUUACUGCGUCUGGGAGAAGGGGAAACAUACAAAGCACACAGGCUUUAGUCUGUCCUACUCCUGAGCAGAGAACAUCAUCUUCAGUGAAGAAGCCACAGCCUGCACUGGUCAUCAACUCUGAACUGCUGUCUGCGUGUGCCAAAGGUGAAGACCCUUUGGUUUGAUUUGUGGAUUUGUUGGUAUUGACAAUGCUUGUGUUGUAUCCAGUUUAUGAAAAACUUGCCCUGUGCUGUGUUUCCAAUAAAUUUUACAAGUUUUGACUUCUCUUA